Messenger RNA from Penicillium samsonianum, 2148 nucleotides. RefSeq names its product Zn(II)2Cys6 transcription factor. Gene Ontology annotation, molecular function: DNA-binding transcription factor activity, RNA polymerase II-specific; transcription cis-regulatory region binding; zinc ion binding. Gene Ontology annotation, cellular component: nucleus. The record is from RefSeq and is a predicted model, not a curated record. NCBI's taxonomy places the organism in Eukaryota, Fungi, Ascomycota, Eurotiomycetes, Eurotiales, Aspergillaceae. The transcript is spliced from 3 exons. Gene Ontology annotation, biological process: positive regulation of transcription by RNA polymerase II. The coding region runs from base 1 to 2148 and encodes 715 amino acids.
AUGCGGAGCACCAACGGCUGCUGGACUUGUCGUCUCAGACGCAAGAAAUGCGACGAGGUGCAACCGUCCUGUAAAACGUGUACAGAUCUCCGUAUCAUCUGUCGAGGGUACGGACCGCGCCCCAUCUGGAUGGACCGGGGUGUACUGGAACGGGAGGAAGCCCAGAAGAUCAAAACAGCCAUUGCUCGAGGGGGGCAGAGACGAAAAGGAGCAAGUCUGCGAGACAAAUCAUUGCCAUCAUCAAUCUCUAAACCUAUCCCAAGCCAUGUCUCUAUACAAAGCAAGGCAACAUCAAAGAUUAACUCCUCAAAAACGGCAACACCAGCGCAUCUUGAAACUGAGCUCGGGAAGGAGAAGACCCAGCAAGUGAGCUUGAGAGCCCCAGCAAUUGACCUUCCAUGGGAUGCAAGACUCAGUGAGCUUGACUUUUCACAACCUCAAGAGGAGGUCCUGCUUAGCAGCCCCAUAGUCUGGGACAGCCAAAUGCCAUACAACGUUCAGGAUAUAGACUGGGAUGUUUCCAUGUCUGUGUUCGAAAGCUUCGUGACCAAUGAAUUACCUGAGAUCCAGUGCACUAUAGCGGACCACACGAUCCCAUCGCAGGAUAUCCUUUUAGUCGAUGGAAUGUCGAGUAAACGUGGAAGCCCAAUACCCCAAACGUUUCCGCCAGGUUUAAUAACCAGUCCGAAGGAUCAGACGAACUUCAACCUCAAGGCUACGAUGCCUGACUUUGACGAAGAAAAGAAGCAAUCUUGGCAAACGACACCUUGUCCUGGACGUGAGACUCAUUUUGAAUCCCACCGUCGGGGAUUGGAGGGUUCACACGUAGGCCACUCCAGCUUCCCCUACCCUGCCAAGGAUCAUCAAGGCACUGCAAUCCCAGGAAGACUCACACCUGAUAUGGCUCUUCUUCUUUCCCAUUAUAUCGAAAGAGUGAUUCCGGCGCAAUUCCCGUUCAGCUGCAACAUCGGCCCAGGGAGCAUGCAGUGGCUUCAAUUUUUACUGUUUUCCUCAACAUAUGUGUUGGAAAUAUCAAUGAUAUUCAGCUCAGCGCACCAUGAUCUUGAGACACAAGUAAACAACGAAAGGCGCUUCGACUGGCUCGAAGAAAGAAAGACGCAACCUAGCAGAGUUUCAGCAAUACUUCGGGCAGUCACAGCCAAUAUGUCUCUGCUCGAUGAGGACUUGAAUAUAAGUAAAGCUCUCGUUGUUUGCACCGUUGUCAUCCAAGCAGUUCACUUCGAGAUGUUCCUCGGUAAAUCUCAUCAGUGGAAAUGGUUUCUCAAACAAGUGGCACCAUAUUUGCAACCUCUCAUCAAGCUGGUUACCCAGGAGCCAAGAAGUUCAUGUUGCAGCGUAGCCCUGUCCGGUGCAUCUAUAGCAAGGAGCAACUCAGUGGCUAUCUCUCGAAUGCAGUUGAAGACGGCGAAGGCACUUGUAGGCCAUCUCCUAUGGCUUGAUAUUGUAGCGACGAUUUCGACGAGCGUGGAGGGCCCACUACUUGGAUUCAGCGACAGCCAACUUCUGGAAUCCAACAUCAUCGAUAUGAGAGAAAUUAGCGGCUGCGAUAACGACGUGGCGAAGGCAAUCUGCGACAUAACCGAACUUCGGAAAUGGAAGGCCCACGCAGAACGCCACCGGAGGCUGAGCAUCAUAGAGCUGGGGGCACGCGGGGGCAGCAUACUAGAGACUUUGACCAAGCGCAUCCUUCAAUUGGCUGACGAUCGUUCGAGUGCUGAUCAACUCGAACGGGACGGACAACUGGAUAUUCGCCUUGUGUUCGCUCGCACAGCUAUCCUAUACCUUCAUACAGUCAUGUCCGGGCCAAACCCGUACCUGGGAGAGAUACAAAAGGAAAUCGCAGAGCUAAUGAAGCUUUUCAAGAUCCUCGCCAGUAAGGGCAUGGUGCGGCAUGUACCGUGGCCAUUGUGUGUGACUGCUUGCUUUGCAGACAAAGAGCAAAAAUCAUUCCUUCAGGACAGUCUGACCUCCGAUAUUGAGUGCAAAUCUCGGAGGAGAUAUUUUAAAGCUGGUGAUGAGGCGUUGAGAGUCGCGGAAGAGUGCCACAGGAUUAGGGAUGAAGAAGGAAGGGAUUGCGAUUGGAUGUUGGCAAUGGACAGUUUAAAUGAGUGCAUUUUGCUUGGGUGA